AAAGUUACACUCAUUGAAGACGCCAGUGAAGAUGAAAGAAGAUUUGAACUUAGCCUUGAUGAAUCUUCAAGUAGCAAAGUAACUUUUCAAGCUCGAUCAAUGUUCGCCAAAGUGGCUUGGUUAAAGGAUAUUCGAGAUGCCCUAGGAAACUUAGGUAUCUUAUCAAAGAAGAGCUCAUCUCAGAAAAUUGCGAGUGAAACAAAUGAUUCAGCAAUCCAGUCACUGAACGCGUCAUCAUCUCAAUCUCUAUCAAUAUCUGAUGUCAAAAAGCAAACCCUCACAUACAAAGAUGAAAGUGAAUCGGAGCUGGCAAAAACAGACGGAGAGUCCUAUGAUAGCGAUAUUAGCAGUUAUUACACCGCACCUGAACAUGAGGGGAGCGAAGUUCUACCCGCAUUUGGAUAUAAGUGUAAAGAAAUUCUAGAGGGGAGUGAAGCUCAACUUGACUGUGUUGUAGGAAGAGUCUCUCCAUCUUCAGUUGCUUGGUACAAGGACAACAACUGUGUUAUAGAAAAAGAAGGAGUGAAGAUAUCAUUUAAAGAAGAAACCAGCAUCUUAUUACUUUCAGAAGCACAUGCAGUGGAUUCAGGACAGUAUACUGUAACAGUUUUUGAUUCAAAUAAAACAACUUCGAAAUCAACAAAAGUUGAACUUGUUGUAAAAGAUCCUAAUAAAACUGAACUGACAUACCAAGAAACCGAUUCCGACACAGCAACUGAGGACAUCAAUCUGCCUGAAGCAUUAACUGUCCAAGCAGAUUCUGAAUCAAAGUUUGACAAAAAGGCAAAAAAAAGUCUUGCUGAAUUAGAAGCCAAGAAAGAAGCUGAAAGCAUCCAAGCUGAAUUAGAAGCCAAGAAAGAAGCUGAAAGGAUCCAAGCUGAAUUAGAAGCCAAAAAAGAAGCUGAAAGUAUUCAAGCUGAAUCAGAAGCCAAAAAAGAAGCUGAAAGGAUCCAAGCUGAAUUAGAAGCCAAGAAAGAAGCUGAAAGUAUCCAAGCUGAAUUAGAAGCCAAAAAAGAAGCUGAAAGGAUCCAAGCUGAAUUAGAAGCCAAAAAAGAAGCUGAAAGGAUCCAAGCUGAAUUAGAAGCCAAAAAAGAAGCUGAAAGGAUCCAAGCUGAAUUAGAAGCCAAAAAAGAAGCUGAAAGGAUCCAAGCUGAAUUAGAAGCCAAGAAAGAAGCUGAAAGGAUCCAAGCUGAAUUAGAAGCCAAAAAAGAAGCUGAAAGGAUCCAAGCUGAAUUAGAAGCCAAAAAAGAAGCUGAAAGGAUCCAAGCUGAAUUAGAAGCCAAAAAAGAAGCUGAAAGGAUCCAAGCUGAAUUAGAAGCCAAAAAAGAAGCUGAAAGGAUCCAAGCUGAAUUAGAAGCCAAAAAAGAAGCUGAAAGGAUCCAAGCUGAAUUAGAAGCUAAAAAAGAAGCUGAAAGGAUCCAAGCUGAAUUAGAAGCCAAAAAAGAAGCAGAAAGGAUCCAAGCUGAAUUAGAAUCUAAAAAAGAAGCUGAAAGGAUCCAAGCUGAAUUAGAAGCGAAAAAAGAAGCUGAAAGGAUCCAAGCUGAAUUAGAAGCGAAAAAAGAAGCUGAAAGGAUCCAAGCUGAAUUAGAAGCUAAAAAAGAAGCUGAAAGGAUCCAAGCUGAAUUAGAAGCCAAAAAAGAAGCUGAAAGGAUCCAAGCUGAAUUAGAAGCUAAAAAAGAAGCUGAAAGGAUCCAAGCUGAAUUAGAAGCCAAAAAAGAAGCAGAAAGGAUCCAAGCUGAAUUAGAAUCUAAAAAAGAAGCUGAAAGGAUCCAAGCUGAAUUAGAAGCGAAAAAAGAAGCUGAAAGGAUCCAAGCUGAAUUAGAAGCGAAAAAAGAAGCUGAAAGGAUCCAAGCUGAAUUAGAAGCUAAAAAAGAAGCUGAAAGGAUCCAAGCUGAAUUAGAAGCUAAAAAAGAAGCUGAAAGGAUCCAAGCUGAAUUAGAAGCCAAAAAAGAAGCUGAAAGGAUCCAAGCUGAAUUAGAAGCCAAAAAAGAAGCUGAAAGGAUCCAAGCUGAAUUAGAAGCCAAAAAAGAAUCUGAAAGGAUCCAAGCUGAAUUAGAAGCCAAAAAAGAAGCUGAAAGGAUCCAAGCUGAAUUAGAAGCGAAAAAAGAAGCUGAAAGGAUCCAAGUUGAAUUAGAAGCGAAAAAAGAAGCUGAAAGGAUCCAAGCUGAAUUAGAAGCCAAAAAAGAAGCUGAAAGGAUCCAAGCUGAAUUAGAAGCCAAGAAAGAAGCUGAAAGAAUCCAAGCUGAAUUAGAAGCCAAAAAAGAAGCUGAAAGGAUCCAAGCUGAAUUAGAAGCCAAAAAAGAAGCUGAAAGGAUCCAAGCUGAAUUAGAAGCCAAAAAAGAAGCUGAAAGGAUCCAAGCUGAAUUAGAAUCUAAAAAAGAAGCUGAAAGGAUCCAAGCUGAAUUAGAAGCCAAAAAAGAAGCUGAAAGGAUCCAAGCUGAAUUAGAAUCUAAAAAAGAAGCUGAAAGGAUCCAAGCUGAAUUAGAAGCGAAAAAAGAAGCUGAAAGGAUCCAAGCUGAAUUAGAAGCCAAAAAAGAAGCUGAAAGGAUCCAAGCUGAAUUAGAAGCCAAAAAAGAAGCUGAAAGGAUCCAAGCUGAAUUAGAAGCCAAGAAAGAAGCUGAAAGGAUCCAAGCUGAAUUAGAAGCCAAAAAAGAAGCUGAAAGGAACCAAGCUGAAUUAGAAGCUAAAAAAGAAGCUGAAAGGAUCCAAGCUGAAUUAGAAGCCAAAAAAGAAGCUGAAAGUAUCCAAGCUGAAUUAGAAGCCAAAAAAGAAGCUGAAAGGAUCCAAGCUGAAUUAGAAGCGAAAAAAGAAGCUGAAAGGAUCCAAGCUGAAUUAGAAGCCAAAAAAGAAGCUGAAAGGAUCCAAGCUGAAUUAGAAGCCAAAAAAGAAGCUGAAAGGAUCCAAGCUGAAUUAGAAGCUAAAAAAGAAGCUGAAAGGAUUCAAACUGAAGUAGAAGCCAAAAAAGAAGCUGAAAGUAUCCAAGCUGAAUUAGAAGCCAAAAAAGAAGCUGAAAAGAUCCAAGCUGAAUUAGAAGCCAAAAAAGAAGCUGAAAGUAUCCAAGCUGAAUUAGAAGCCAAGAAAGAAGCUGAAAGGAUCCAAGCUGAAUUAGAAGCCAAGAAAGAAGCUGAAAGGAUUCAAGCUGAAUUAGAAGUGAAAAAAGAAGCUGAAAGGAUCCAAGCUGAAUUAGAAGCCAAGAAAGAAGCUGAAAGGAUCCAAGCUGAAUUAGAAGCCAAAAAAGAAGCUGAAAGGAUCCAAGCUGAAUUAGAAGCCAAAAAAGAAGCUGAAAGGAUCCAAGCUGAAUUAGAAGCCAAAAAAGAAGCUGAAAGGAUCCAAGCUGAAUUAGAAGCCAAAAGAGAAGCUGAAAGGUUCCAAGCUGAAUCAGAAGCCAAAAAAGAAGCUGAAAAAAUCCAAGCUGAAUUAGAAGCCAAGAAAGAAACUGAAAGGAUCCAAGCUGAAUUAGAAACUGACAGCAUCCAAGCUGAACUAGUUGCUCAGAAAGAAGCUGAUAGUCUAAAGUUAUAUGUCAAUUCCUCUCUUGGAAAUUGUUAUAGUUCUUCUAACUUACAAUCUAAACCACUUGAAUACAGUUUUGAAUCAACAGUUGAAGAGACAUCAGUGGUUAGAUCUUUACAGCUUGCUGGAGACUCAUGUAUAUUCAAUGAUUCAGUUCAUGAACAUUCUGAUCUUUUUGUUGAUACAGUAACAAAGCAUCAAAAAGAUAUUGUUAAAGCACACAAAUCUUCUAUCUUUGACAAAGACGUUAAGAAAUCUCCACACAUCUCUUGCACCAUGGAUGAUUGUGUGACAGAGUUAGGCCAGAUGGCACGUUUCGAUUGUCGUGUUUCUGCAUAUCCAGAUCCAGAAAUUACUUGGUUUAAAGAUGGGAAUAAAGUCACACCCUCUGCAAAGCAUGAAUUGGUGAGUUUCCACGAUGAUAUAUUUUCCUUGCUUAUAAAACAAGUACAAGAGGAAGACAGUGGGCGCUAUACCUGUUUGGCAAGAAAUGAAUAUGGAGAAGCAAAGUCUGAAGCACUUCUUAAUGUCCUUGAAAAGAUUGAGAAAAUCACAGAGGGUCAUGUGGCACCAUCUUUUAUUACCAAAUUUUAUGACAUUGAAGCUAUUGAGGGUGUCCCUGUAGAGUUUGUGUGUGUUAUAGAUGGUAACCCUGAGCCCUCUGUUACAUGGUUUUUGAAUGGCCAAGAAGUUGAGAGUAGUUCUGACAUUUUAACCAGGAGACAAGAAGACUCAGUAAUGCUUGCUUUUCGAUCUGUCCAAACUUGUAACUCUGGGGAAAUCAUUUGCAAACUGAAAAAUGAUUCUGGAGAGGUCAUGUGCAAAGCUAGGCUUAAGGUAAAAGAGGAUUUAAGCAAACGUGGUGAUCGCCCAUUGUUUCUAGAACAACCUUCAGAUACUGAAGUGUGCGAAGGAGAAUCUGUAACUUUUGAAUGUGUCAUCUCUGGUCUGCCAGAACCUGAUGUUACAUGGUUUUUUAAUGGACGUGAACUGCAUGAAUCUAAACGCCGAUCAAUUCGGCAUAAACCUGGACAGAAGUAUACCCUGACAAUCCAUGAGGUCAUUUCAGAAAAUGGAGGUGUUUACACCUGUAAGGCUGUCAAUCGUGUUGGUGAUGCAUCUUGUGCUGUGGAACUUUCAGUUAAAGAACUGCCAUUUGAACCAGCCAAAGAACAAUACACAGACAUGAGCUUCGAUAGUGCAAAGUAUGCUUUCCCACCAUCUUUUACACGACGUAUUCAGGACACAUUAAGUUUACCAGGUCGUUCCGCGCGACUUGAAGCUAUGAUUAUUGGCAUUCCUGAACCUGAAGUUGAAUGGCUUAAAGAUGGGCAGCUUGUGAAAUCAAGCCCCAAGUACAAAAUUGGUAGAGAAGGCCACACUACAAUUCUAGUUGUUGAAAACUGUGAAAACAUUGAUUCUGGAACUUAUACUUGUAAUAUUUACAAUGAUGCAGGCAAGGCAUCUUGCUCUGCACACCUCAAAGUAAAAGAGGAAAGAUCUCAACAGUCUGUUCCAAGAACUUUUAGACCCAUCAUUUCUGAUAAUUAUAGAGAUUCUUUAUCAUCUACACCAAGAUCAUCAGUUGCAAGAGAAAUACAACUAGAGGAAAAAAUACCUUCAAUGCCAUUUGAUAAGCCAGUUUUAUUGGACGUGAAGCCUAAUUCAGUCAAGUUAUCAUGGAUGCCAGCUCCUACAGCCAUGUUGCCAGACAAUGCUCAAAGAAUUACCUACACUAUAGAAGCUAGGGAGUUACCAAGUAAAAAUUGGGUCAGACUUGAUGGUAGCAUUGAUUCAACAACCUAUUAUGCUUACAACCUAAAACCAGAAAAGGAAUACAUGUUUAGGGUAAAAGCUGAUAACCGAUUUGGAACCAGUGAACCCACUUUGCCUUGCACUUUAAGAGCAAGAGAACAACCAAAACCUAGAGAAUCAGCAUUUAAUGAAGCUGAUUCAUAUGCCAGACCAAUACUACCAAAAACUAGACCAUACAUCUCAGAUAUUGGCAAAGAAACAAUACAACUGGGAUGGAAACCUGCUGAGAUUCCUUCUACCCACAGGGCAAUGUCCCUACCUCCUAUUUCCUACAGAAUAGAGGCCCAAAAACUACCCAGUGAAGAGUGGGUUCCAUUAGCUAGUCGUAUCAAAAGACCUAGUUUUUAUCUGUCAGACCUGGAGCCAGAUCGUGACUACAAUAUUAGAGUGAGAGCUCAAACCCCUUAUGGAGUCAGUCAACCAACUGAAGCUGUAUGGAUACCUCGUGCAAAAGUUUUCACUGGAGUGCCUGUGACUCGACCAACAAUCACUGAAAUAGAGGAAGGUACUGCACGUCUUCAGUGGAAUAGAGUAGAGAUUCCAGCUUUUGAUAACAAAGAUGAGCCACUACUGUACAUGAUUGAGAUGCAAGAGCCACCUUCCUACAGAUGGCGUGAGUUAGCUCGCCGUGUACCUUCUAACUACUAUAUUGUACGUGACCUUGAACCAGCGCAAGAUUAUCGCUUCCGUGUUCGUGCUGAAUCACAUGAUGGACUACUAAGUGAACCCAGUCCUGCUACAUCAGUUUUUAGAACUCUUGCCCUCACACACAGCCCUAUUGACAGACUAGAAAUUGAGGAAUAUGAUCCAGAAAUACAGAGUGCUAGAUUAUCUUGGAGACGUGUGGAAGUCCCUCCUUAUAGUGAUGCAGAAAACCCUCUUCUUUAUAUGAUUGAAUACAAAAAUCCUCAACUUGAAGGAUGGCGCCCCCUAGUUAGUGGAAUUCCUACUACACGCUAUAGAGUCCCUGAUAUUUCUCCUACAGAUGAUUACAGAUUUAGAGUUAGAGCACUAAGUCCUUAUGGUAUUAGCCCACCUUCAUAUCCAACUGGACUCUACAGACAUCUAAGUCCUUUGAGGCCUUUAGCACAAGAUCUUUACAUUAGUGAUCUUGAACCUUCAAGCAUUAGGCUGUCAUGGAGAUCAGCCUCAGUUCCUCCAAUCAAAUCUGGGGAGCCAAUCUCCUAUCAAAUUGAAGCUAUGGAAUACCCAAAAAGAGAGUGGCGUCCCAUAGCUUUGAAUGUGCAAGAUACCAACUACCAGUUGAGAGGAUUAAAAUCAUCAACUGAUUAUUCUUUUCGUGUGCGUGCACAAACUCCUUCAGGUCUAGCAGAUCCUACACCCCCUGUCACAUUAACAUCACUUCCAGUGAGACCCCGUCUUCCUGUGAGAGAACCCUUGAUUUCUGAAAUUGGCAAUGACUAUGUUAAGCUUCAGUGGAGACCAGCUGAGCUGCCUUACUAUUCUCGACAUACUACUCCAAUAACUUACACAGUGGACUACCAGGAAGUUCCAAAGUGUGCCUGGGUGAAAGCAGUUCAAGGAAUACCUGACACAUCAUAUACUGUUCGAGGUCUUCAUCAUGACAGAGAUUAUCGUUUUCGUGUUCGCCCUGAAACAGAGUAUGGUCCUGGAGAAUACAGUCUUCCUGUCCAUGUUCAUAGGCGCAUAGCGCCCUUACUGCCAAAAAAAGAACCUUUUCUCACAAAAGUAACACCAUCUUCUGCCAGUCUUUCUUGGUUACCUGCAUCAUUGUCUUCUGGGGUGCCAAGCAAACCCAUUGUCUACAAGAUAGAGGGCAGAGAGCCACCUAGUACUUUAUGGUAUGAAAUAACUAGUCGUUUGCCCGCGACAUCAUUCAACCUUCAGUUUUUGUAUCCUGAUCAAGACUACAUGUUUCGAGUUACUGCUGAUUAUGAUGGUGUAGAGAGUGAGCCUACAAUGUCAGUGUAUUUACCACGAAGAGCUGGUCCUCCUAAAAUGCCAAAAGAUGCUCCAUAUGUGUCCAGUGUUCAACCAGAAUCUGUCAUUCUUGUCUGGCGUUCUGUGGAACUUCCCAGCCGAAUCACUGACUAUUCUCCAGUUACAUACAGAAUUGAGAUUCAAGAACACCCUAGAUCUGAUUGGCGUCCUCUUGAAAGACAACUUAAUCAGACACAUUUUCAUGUGACAAAACUUCGACCAGAUUUAGAAUAUUCUUUUCGUGUUCGAGCAGAAAAUGAAUAUGGUGUCAGUGACCCUACUGAUUCUGUAGUAGUUAGAAAAAGAGCAGUACCUCCUGUAAUGCCUCAGCAUGAGCCUCUUCUGUCUGAUGUAAAAUCAGACUCAUUGAGACUUACAUGGCUGCCAGCAGAAGAACCAUCCUAUUUAACUGACAGUAUUCCUAUAACUUACACUGUACUUAUGCAGGAAGGUGGAGACACUUCUUGGCAGCCAAUAGCCAGGCGUGUAGCUGGCACAAGCUAUUAUGUAACAGGAUUGUCACCUGACUGUGAUUAUUCAUUUAGAGUUCAGGCUGAAAAUAAUUUUGGUACCAGUCUACCUAGUUUUUCAACACGCCUUCAUCGUCAAACAAAAGGUCCUAUUUACUCACCUGAGAUAGAAGAUGUGGAGGCUUCUGCAUUUCGACUUUCCUGGAAGCAGCCUCCUAUGUCUAAGAAAACAACUUAUUCAGUGGAGACUCUUGAGCCAUCAACCUGGAAAUGGCGACCUCUAGUUUCUCGAUUACCCCAUCCCAGUUAUCGAAUAACCAACAUUCAACCAGCAAAAGAUUAUGCAUUUAGAGUUAGAGCUGAAGUUGACUCUAUCAUCAGUGAACCUUCUUUACCCAUUUCAUUUUCAAGUCGAAGAGGAAAAACUGAAUCAAAUUUGAAAUCAUUGCCAACUGUACCAGUGGAACGACCAACACUUUCUGAUAUUUAUGAUGACUCAGUUCGUGUCAACUGGCAUACAACACCAUUUUAUGGCCAUGUUAUGAAAUUACCUCAAAGUUAUAGAUUGGAGGUAAAAGAACUACCAGAUGGCUACUGGCGAACCCUUGUAGCACACACUGAUCAGUGGAGUUAUGAAGUGACAGAUCUGAGACCCAAUCAAGACUAUGCCUUUAGAGUUAGGACAGUAACUCAAAGUGGAAUGUCUGAGCCCUCAUUGCCAGUAUACUUGUACAGAAAAGCUGCAACUCCCAAUUUUCCACUACCACCACCUGAAAUAUCUGAUGUUGGUGAUGAUUAUAUUGGCCUACGCUGGAAGCUUGUUGAUAUCCCUGCAUUUGAUGUAGAUGAGACUCCAUUAUCUUUUAUGAUAGAGGCUCAACGGCUACCAGAUUAUAACUGGCAACCUGUAGCUAGAGGGCUAACUGGAAUGUCACAUAAGGUAGCUGGUUUGGAUCCCAGUCAUGACUACAACUUUCGUUUGCGUGGUGAAACAUCACUAGGGGUGACACAACCUUCUCCCCCUACCCCACUGUACAGGCGACCCAUUCAAUCAGGAGUUCCUAUUGCUAAUGUGACUAUUGAUACAGUUCAUCCUUAUUCUGCUAAUCUUCAAUGGAAUCCAGUUUAUUCCCAUCCCUAUUCAACAUCAAAAGGUUUAAAGUAUACCAUUGAGGUUCAAGAGCCACCAAGCAAUGAAUGGUAUUUACUAGCCCAUGACAUUACCAAUACAAGCUAUGUUGUGCCAGAUCUAAGCCCAAGAAAAGACUACCUUUUCAGAAUCAAGGCCCAAAAAGGAUCAGGAGAAUACAGCCCACCAACUGCUCCUAUUCCAUUUUACAGAACUCCAACUUCUGCCAUAAACCAGAUCCCUGCUUUGACUUAUCCAACAGAAGAGUAUUUUCCUUUAAAUAGACCAUAUAUAGAAACACUCAUUCUUCGAGUUCCACCAAGGAUGUCUAUAGAAAAGCCAACAAUGACAGUAAUCACUCCAGAAAGUGUGCGAUUAACUUGGAAAGCUGCUCGAGUUCCAUCUUCCACCGCUUCCAUGUCACCUACAACUUAUAGGGUGGAGGUUCGUCAUGAAGACUCUUUUGAAUGGAUGGAGAAAGCUACACAUAUUUCAGGUCUUACAACAGAAAUAAAAGGGCUAAAUCCCCACAUAGACUAUGCAUUUAGAGUUAGAGCUGUUAAUGAUUUUGGCUGGAGUGAAUCUACAUUACCAGUUUUUCUCCAUAGACCUCAAG
This is a messenger RNA of Physella acuta, 9505 nucleotides long. Its product is annotated as muscle M-line assembly protein unc-89. Gene Ontology annotation, biological process: protein phosphorylation. The record is from RefSeq and is a predicted model, not a curated record. Gene Ontology annotation, molecular function: protein kinase activity; ATP binding; protein binding. Lineage: Eukaryota; Metazoa; Mollusca; Gastropoda; Physidae.